Chelonus insularis is the source of this 1532-nucleotide messenger RNA. Its product is annotated as zinc finger protein 845-like. The coding region runs from base 172 to 1500 and encodes 442 amino acids. Lineage: Eukaryota; Metazoa; Arthropoda; Insecta; Hymenoptera; Braconidae. The transcript has 6 exons. The record is from RefSeq and is a predicted model, not a curated record.
UUCACAGACUUUGCUUUUUAAUUUUUUAAUUUGAGUUUUGAGUGGAGUAAAUACAAAUAAUAAGUUGCAAAUAUUUUGAGAUGUUUCAAAUUUAUAAUAAAGAGACUCUCUCCUCUGUUUAAUUUAGACCAAUUUUAGUGUGAAGGUUAAUCACAGUACAUAUUUUCAAGUAUGGAUACUGAACCUCCAAUGGUUCAUGUUAGUGAACUACAACACAAUAGUUUAUAUGAAGAAAAUGUUAACUUAGAAAAUAAAAAGAAAUUAAAAUCUAAUAUAGAGUAUAAAUGUUCAUAUGAUGGCUGCAAUAAAAGUUUUAACAAAAAAUCACUAUUAAUUCGGCAUACUCGAGCACACACUGGAGAAAAGCCGUAUAAAUGUACUUUCGAAAAUUGUAAGGGAGCUUUUGGAACAUCUUUUCUCUUAAAAAGACAUCUUCGUUCUCAUGAUCUUUCAAGUAUGGAUAUCGAACUGUUAAUGAUUUAUAUGGAUGAAGAAGACAAUAAAUCAGAUGAAGAAAAAGUCAAAUUAGAAUAUAAAUGUCCAUAUGAUGGCUGUAAUAAAAGUUUUAAUAAGCCAUCACGAUUAACUUGGCAUAUUCGGACACAUACAGGAGAAAAGCCAUAUAAAUGUACUUUCCAAAAUUGUGAUCGAGCUUAUGCAACAUCAUCUCACCUAAAAAGACAUCUUCGUUCUCACGAUGUGAUCGACUCAUAUGUUCAAUGUAAUGAUUGUAAAUUAAUGUUCAAAAGUAGAAUGAAUUUAUUAAGACAUCAUCGACGAGUUCAUGAAAAUAAAGACAGAUUAAAUUGUCAAAUAUGUGGGAUUACGUUUCGUAAAAAAAUAUUAUUUGAAGAUCAUAAACGAUCACAUAAUAAAGAAAUUUUUAAUUGCGAUAAAUGUGACAAGUCAUAUGAAUCUUUGAGAAAGUAUAGAAGACAUAAAGAAGUUCAUAGGAUAAAAUUUUAUUGUAAAAUACCCGAUUGUGGUGAAAGAUUUGCAAACAUUACACUUUAUAAAAAACACUGUGAGACACAUAAAGAUCUUAAUGAAGAACGUGAAAAAAAAUUACGAUUAAGACUUUCUGCACACAACCGUGAUAAUAAUACAAUAUUAAUACCUUGCCCUUAUGAUCAAUGUCACAGGGUUUAUUAUUAUCAAUCAAAUUUAACACAUCAUAUAAAAACUAAACAUGAAGGUGAAAAAAAAUACGAAUGUGACUUGUGUAAAAAGAAGUUUGGAAUAAAACGGUCAUUAAUUUUUCACUUAAAAACUUGUCAUCGUGACAACUUUCAAGAGCAAAAUGAAGACCCAAAAAAUGCAACAGAUAAUUCGAUUAAGUGUAAAAGGAAGAAACAAAAAACUAGAUGUGAUGCUGGUUUACCAAAAAAAAGUAUGGUUUCUAAACUAAUAGGUAUUUCAUUACCUACGAAUAUGGAAAAAGCAUUGUUAAAGCGAGAUACAGAUAAGACAUUGUUUGAUAAAAAUUUUGUAGAUUUAUAAAAUAAAAUACAAUAUAAAAAAAUUUGUUAUUG